GAACCAUAUAAAUUUCAGGUAAAAUCAAUGAAGUUGGUGGGAAUAUUCGACGUUUUUUUUUUUUGGGAACGGUGAUAGGGGUGGCUCUUGAGGCAAUCCACGGAAGCCUCCGGCUAACAAUUGUUGGAAUAAUAUGUGCAGUAUUGACCAUAGGCAUGUAUGCAGCACCCCUAUCUUCCAUGAGGAUGGUGGUAAAGACGAAAAGUGUGGAGUACAUGCCAUUUUUACUGUCAUUUUUUCUUUUCCUCAAUGCUGGAGUUUGGUCUGUCUACGCUCUCCUUGUCAAGGACUAUUACGUUGGAGUACCAAAUGCAAUUGGGUUUGUAUUGGGCUCGGCCCAGUUGAUCCUCUACACCAUUUACAAGAACAAGUCACCCUCAUCAACAAAAUCAAACGAGGAAAGGGAAGAAGAAGGAUCGACCAACCUCAUCAAGAAUGCCAUUGAAAUGCAGCAGGGCCACGACAAAGAUGACCCGAAAAGUAUAAAUCGGAGCCUUCACAAGGGAAGCAGCCUUCCGAAGUCGUCCAUUUCCCGGCAGUACACCGUCAAUAAACUCGCGAAGACACUUUCACUCUGCAACCCAUAUGAGUUGCGUUAUGGUCCUGAUCAUGACUAUGAUGUUGAAAAUGGACGCUCUUCAGCUCAAUAAAACAGUAAUGUUGAUCGUCUCCCUUAUAUAUUCAUCCAUGGUUUUUUGAUAACUCACGUGUGUGUACUGCCCUUCAUUAAGCACAUUUUCAAAAGUUUCGGAAGCAAAUGA
Molecule: messenger RNA, 761 nt
Organism: Rhododendron vialii
Lineage: Eukaryota; Viridiplantae; Streptophyta; Magnoliopsida; Ericales; Ericaceae
Product: bidirectional sugar transporter SWEET16-like
Exons: 3
Coding region: 156-650 (164 amino acids)
Biological process (GO): carbohydrate transport
Cellular component (GO): membrane
Molecular function (GO): sugar transmembrane transporter activity
Source: RefSeq, a predicted model, not a curated record